This is a messenger RNA of Stylonychia lemnae, 2877 nucleotides long. The record is from the annotation of a GenBank genome assembly. Lineage: Eukaryota; Ciliophora; Spirotrichea; Sporadotrichida; Oxytrichidae.
AUGAAAAAGAGUAAGUAGUAAAGAAGAUAAUCUGUAGAUCCAAGUCAGUUCAAGUUAACUGAGGAUGAUUAAUACAAAGCGGCGAGAGAAAAUUUAUUAUCCAAAGUAGUUCCAGAUGAAGAAGCAAAUGCCUUGUCCAAACAAGCUGGUAACCAACAAACACACAAAAGUAAAAGUGAAUAAAAUAUGUCAGUCGCUAAAAACCUUAUGCGACUAUUCGCUCAUCAAAAAGAAGCUAUUGAGGACCUUAAAUAAUGCAGGGUGAAUCCUGAUUUUACUAGUGCAUUUAGAAAUGACUUGGAAUUCUUUAUUCCUCAGCUCUGCUCUUUUUUUCUAAAAGGAAAUUAUGAGGAUCCAUAAGAACUAAAAGAUUUGAUCGUACUAGCAAGCUCAGCUAGCUUUUAUUUUAGUCAUAGAGUAUGGUUUUUCUUCUAGAGUACCAUGUUUUAGGACAGACUUAAGAAUGUGUGCUUGGAAAUAAAUGAAAAGCUUUAUUUGGCAAACUCUCAGGAUCUUAUCACUCUUAUUGGAGAUCUAAAUUUACUUGAUUUCUACCCAAAUUUUAAAAUGGAUAAAAGUCUAAUACGUUAUCAUCACAAUAAUUCAAAUAAUACAAACUAACUACAAAAUGAGAUUGAAAAGGAUCAAUAGAUAGAUAAGAUCAUUCAAACUUAAAAAAUCAUUAAGAGAUAUGUGAAUGAUGGUAAAGAUGAAGAAGAGUUAAAUUUUGACAACAAUAUGAUGAUCUUAAAGAAAACAGGAACCUUUCUAAGUGUAGAUGAUCAUGGCAAUGAGAUUUCAAUUUGCGCUAAAGACAUAAUUUUAUAGCCAUUUACUCUUUCGCUAGAUAACAUAGUAGAAGAGUCAAAGAUUGAUAACACUUCAAAUAUGGAGCCUGACUAAAAAUUUAAAUUGUAAGCUUAUCUUUCUACACCAAAGUUUAUUAAAUGCUUGACUGAUGUAUCUCAUAAUUUGAGUGCUUUAAAGAUACCAAAAGAUGAAAAAGUCAGUAUAUUAAAAGAGGAAAUUCGGAAAAUAAAUUCCUAACUUCCAGCUAGUGUUUACAUUCCCUUCGUAAAUGAGCUAUAUAGACCAGAGGAACUUAGUGUUUAUUCAAAUAAAAAUGGUUAGAACAAUGCUUUCAGCUCUCUCAGUUCUAACUCUUAAAGAUCUAAUAAAUCGUAAUCGUUUGAUGAAAAUAAAGAUCUUGAAAAUCCAUACAAUAAAGAUAAAAAGAAGCAUAAAAGAUAAAUAUCUGCGAUCGAUGGCUAAAACCCAAAGAACUAGAGUGGUUCAUCACAAAAUAAGUAAGAUUAAAGAUGGAAAUCCUCAGCUAACAAAAAGAACCCAAAUAAUAAGCAUUCUGAAUCAAGAGAAAAAGAUGAAGAGGCAUAAGAAUUAGUUAAAUUAGCAGAUAUGAGAGUUUCAAAUGCCCUAGUCAUUAAUAGACACUAGCGUAGAUCGUUUAGAAGAUCACCCAAUGAAAAAACUGAUCAAAAUGCUUUAAAAAUUAACACUGUUGAGAAUUUACGUAAACAAUAAACGAUAAAUCCAUUAGCUCAAAUAAGAAAUCAUAUUAUGGAGGAAAGCGCUGAUAUGUCAUUUGAAGAAGAUGAAGGAAUAGAAAUGACUUAAUAAUAAAAUCUUCUUAAUCCAUCUAUAUAGACUAGUAAAGUUUAAAUUUAGGGAUAAGGUUAAUAAAGUAUUGGUAAUUAACCAUAAAACCUUGGUAUUGUUAAAAAAAGCUAUGAACCACCUUAACUUGCUACUGUGUUGGAGUCUGAAGAUCACUUCUUUACAACUAAUUUGAUUAAGUAAACUUCUAUUGAAAAGCAUUAAAGGAUAUACAAAAAUUAAGGUCCAAACUUUAAUAACAAUGCUUAAUAUGAGAUAGAUCCAUCAGAUAAAGUGAUAAAUUUGCCUGAUAGUGAUGAGGAUUCAAGUUAAUCUGAAGGUAGAGACAAAAUAGAUUCUAGUGGUUCAGAUACCAGCAGUGAUGAAGAUAUGAUAGUCGCAAGGACUGAAGAGGAAGAAGAAAAAUAAAUUGCUUAACUAAAGAAAUAUGAAGAUUUAGAGCUUGGAAAUGCUGUUGAAGAUGUAAUAAGAUCUAUGAGUAGGAGAUAAACAAAAGCUGAUUGCAAAAAUAUUUUGAUUGAAGAAACUUCUCAGGAAUAAGAAGAAAGAAUCAGGAAAAAUUCUCCCUUUGGUCAUUUAAAAACUUGGAAACUUUUCAGGAUGAUAGUGAAGUCAAAUGACGAUGUGAGAUAAGAACAAUUCGCAAUGCAGUUAAUUAGUGAGAUUCAUUAAAUUUUCAGAAUUAGAAAACUACCUAUUUUCCUAAAAGCUUAUGAAAUUUUAGCCACUGGUCCUAGAUGUGGUCUAAUUGAGGUAAUAACUGAUGCAUUGAGUUUAGAUGAGAUUCAUAAGAAAACUGAGGGUAGUUCACUUUAUGAUUUCUACUUAAAAAAUUUUGGCUAAGGCAGAAAAAAGAGUCGAGCUUUUAGAAGAGCUUAAAAAGCAUUUAUAUAGUCUUUAGCAGGUUAUUCUCUCGCUUGCUACAUUCUUUAAAUAAAAGACAGACACAACUAAAACAUUAUGAUUGAUUCAUAGGGGCACAUUAUCCAUAUAGAUUAUGGAUUUCUUCUAUCAAAUUAGCCUGGUAAAGGAUUGAAGUUUGAAAAAGCUCCUUUUAAACUUACUUAAGAAUUUGUUGAAGUAAUGAGAGGCACAAAAACUAAAAAAUUCAUAGCAUUUAGAAAUCUGAUGAAAAUAAAUGAUGGUAAUGGGAUAGAAGGACUUACCUUGCUUUUAAGAUGGAGAAAAUACUAUUAGAUCACUAAAAGAGAGAUUUUUCCCGACUGGAAGGAGGAUGAAUGA